UUCCACUCCUGUCACUGAUCCUAUGAACACUACCCUUGUAGUGCCACUCUCUCUCACUCUACACUCCCUCUCUCCCUUUCUGUCCUGUCACCUCUCUCCUAUCACCUCUCCUUCUCUUGUUCCCUUCAUUUGCCGAUGGCGGUGGAGUGAGGUGGCUGAGGACUAGUAUGUGUGUGAGUGAGUGGAAGGACACAUCCUCCCCUCGGAGAGAAAGAGAAAACAGAGAAAGAGAGAGACGAAGAAGAAGCAGCUGCUCUCCAGUAACAGGGUAAGAGCAGCUAACUCCAGUCUCCUGUCAUGGAUACUAACACUGGGGAAGUGGAGGACUCAGGAGAAGAGCUUACAGGGAGGAAGAAGUCUCGGUUCAAGCUGCUGAAGAGUCGUCUGUUUGGCCGUCUGAAGAGGAAGGAGACUGAAGGACUGAUGAAGCAGAGCCAGUCCGCCAGUGAUGUCACUGCUGAUGUCAUAGCUCUGGGGGACAACGACUCAGAGGAUGACUGUUUGGGCGGCCCAAAUACACUGGGGUCCAGAGCUCUGUCACAUGACAGCAUUUUCCUGGCUGACCAAUCACAGAGCUCCUCUGAGCCGACGAGGGUUCUGUCUCAGGAGAACGUACACAGCAGGAUAAGAGAACUGCAGCUGAAACUGCAGCGGCAGAACAUGUGUCUGGGCCCUCCCCCCUUGCUGAUCCCUGGAAAGAGAAUGGAAGAUUCCGGAGCCACCUCUGAGGAUGAUGGUUUACCCCAGAGCCCUCCAGAGAUCUUGUUCCAUGACCGAACAGCACAGGGGCCUUCCUACAAGUUCCCUAACACUCACAGGCACCAUAGCUCUCUGAGUUUAGCAGGGACAGGAAGUGAGGAGGAGGAGCAGUGCCUGUCCCAGCCCUCCUCCCGUCCUCUCUCCCCGAAUCCUGCUUCCCCCUGUGAUCCAGAGCCCUCCCCUGCAGUGGACUUCACCAGCCCAGCCCAGUACACUCCUAGCCUGGACAGCUCUGCCGCCCGUCACCGCAUGUCUGUUAAACCCAGGAACCAGAGGGCCAGCGCCAAGGGACGGAAAGGUCCCCUGAGAGCAAGCAGACUUGGCUCAGAGAGCCUGAGUGACCUGGACCCUGACCAGCCCCUGUCUGAGAGGGAGGAAGAGCAGGAUGGAACAGAGGAUGAGGACAGAGAGGAAGAGGAGGAGAGGGAGCGACCGUUCUCUUCAUCUCCAAAAGACUCUGAGGAGAAGCCCUGGGAGUCAGUACCCCCUGGUGGUCAGAAAGAGGUAUUACAGAGACAAGAGUCCUCCGAGACAGAGGGACGCAUCACCACCAACCCUCUCUACCUCCAGGCUAUGACCUCUCCUCUACCAGAACCCAUGACCAAAACCUCCAUCCUGGAGACCCCGAGCCUGCCCACUCCCCCUUCAGCAGCAGUGGAGGAGCCACAGAAGCCCCCGGAACCUAUCCGGGUCAAACGCCCAAGAACUCUCAUCCAGGAUAAUUCAGACCAGGGAAGUCGGCCUGGGUCUACAUCUGAAAAGACCCUCUCCAGGCCUCUCAGUCCUGUCUAUGGAUCAAAUAAUGUCACUUCCACCACAAAUCAACUGCCAUCAAAAGAGAAGCCAGAAGAGAAUAUGACCCCAGCCACCUCUAACAAGGGAGACAGGUUGAGCAGAAACACACAGGGUGUGAGCCUAGCAGACACCAGCAGCUCUACACACCACUCUGCUCUACCUACCCCUGCCCCUCGCGUUAUAAGACAAACACAGAGACCUGCUUCUGAGAGAGAGUCUGUCAGAGAGACUACAGCAGUCCCACUGUCGGGCGUUAAUGAAGAAACCUCCAAAUUGGACAUGGUACAGAGGACGACAGGGCAACCUACUGGCCACGAAGACACACUGCCUAGAGCAAACAGUUUCUCCACUUCCUCCUCAAGACAGCGUUCCAAGAGCGCCACUGGCAGUGCCCACACAGGGACGAGAAACGAGGAGAUGAAUGCAGAAGGGAAAGGAGGGGAGGGUUUGGUGGCCAAAAACCCUCAUCAGGAGUCUGUCAGAAGGCAAGAGGUAAAACCAGAGCAGGCCACUUUUAAAGGCCUGAAGGAAAACCAACCACAACCCUCGCCUCAGGAGAGAAAAGUACAAACAGAAGUAGAAGUAGUGGAGGAGACAGGACUGAAGGGAGGAGAGAAAAGGGAUGGGCAGAGUGAGGGAAAUGAGGAGCAGGAGCAGGAGCAGGAGCAGGAGCAGGAGAAGGAGCAGGAGCAGGAGCAGGAGAGGAGGAGUGCUUUCGGAGUGAAGCUGCGCACCACUUCUCAGUCUCUGAAGUAUCGCUUGCAAAGGGACCAAGAAUUCAGGGUUAAGUGUCAUAUUGUCUCAACAACUGCAGAACCAGUCAAAGGCGAAAUUGGCACAAGUUCAAAGGUCAGGGGUGACUUGGCAAAUAAGGCUUCGAGGAAGGGCCCGUCACAAGUGUCUGACUGCCCCCCCUCAUACACCCCUGAUAGAAACAGACUCAACGAGAACCAAGACGAUGAUGAUACUGACCUGGUAGUAGAUGCCUUUUUAGACCCAGACAAAGGCCCAUCCUCCAGACCUGCUCUGGGGCUCCCAAGAGGGGCUGAGACCCCUGGGUCUAAUGGGUCAGCUGGAUCGGAGCCUGUCUGGAUGUCCAUGGCCCGGGAAAAGACCAGGAGUCUCCAACAGCAUCUCAGUCCAGAGACAGAGCCUGGGACAGGGGGGACAGGGGGGACAACAACGCCCCAGUACACCCCAUCACCACGGCCAGCUCCAACCCCAGCCCCACAGCCUAGAUUACAACCAACAGCUCAGCCAUCAACACAACCUCCAUCACAAUCACAGCCAAGCACAAAAACAGCCUCGCAAAAACAAACAUCAGCCCCAGUGGUACAACCACCAUCUCAACCAAUACCAAGCGGUAGACCAAUCCUAUGGGGAAUGCAAUUGACAGCUACACUCAAAGCAUUGCCUUCAGAUCAGCCUAACACACAAACAGCAUCACAACCGACACCACAAGGAACUGCUCAACAGCUGACACAACCGUCCUCCCAACCUCACAUGCCAACCAGACCAACUCUACGAGGAGCGUCUGAGAGAUCCUACAGGUCUCUGAAGAGAGCUGAGAAGAUGCCUGUGGAGAAAUGGACAGAAAGAGCGCUCCCGACUGGGACUAUGGAGGAAUCUAGCAAUGGUCAAAUUGAGAUUCACAUCGCAAAGCCUGAGAUACCUUCUUCUUCAUCAUCAUCAUCAUCAUCAUUGUCACACCGGGGUCAGCCAACCUGGAUGGAACUUGCCAAGAGGAAAUCUCUGGCCUGGAGUGACAAGACUAUGGACUGAGAAGUGCACGUGGGUGUCUGUCUGUCUGUCUGUCUGUCUGUCUGUCUGUCUCUGUGUGUGUGUGUGUGUGUGUGUGUGUGUGUGUGUGUGUGUGCGUGUGUGUGUGCGUGUGCGUGUGCGUGUGCGUGUGCGUGUGCGUGUGCGUGUGCACGUGUGUGCGUGGUAAAGGGGUUCCUAAAGAGAGUAAGAAGAAGACUGAAAUAAAAUCAUGAUUUGUUGCUGACUGUGUUACUUGAACCUACUGGAUACAGAGUAUGAGUUUAAAACCCAUUUCCCAUUACUGUGCCUUACUCUUCUAACCAUUAAAUUUUAAAAAAUACUUAUAUUUCACAUCAGCCAGACUGAUGCUAAACUUCUGCGUAUAACAACACUAAACCAAGAGGUCUGGACUUUUAUGGCACAAGAGGGCCAUAAAAGUUGCUGGUUCAAACUCCGCUUCAAUUUUUUCACUGCUUUUGACAUAUCACUCCAUGCUAGAUCCAUUUACAUUUACAUUUAAGUCAUUUAGCAGACGCUCUUAUCCAGAGCGACUUACAAAUUGCUGAUGUCUGGAAUAAAUAUACUGUCAAUUGUAUUCUGACUAGUUUGAAUUGUGUGGGCUCAAUCAACCAUCAAUAAGCUAUUAUCAACCACAAUGGGGCUGCCUCAUCAAUGGGGCCACCGUGGAAAUGGUCAAUAACUGCAAAUUCCUUGGCGUACAUAUCUCAGAGAAUCUGAAAUGGUCUAACCACACGAACACCAUAGUGAAGAAGGCACGACAGAGAUUCUUCAACUUCAGAAUGCUGAAGAAAUUUGGCCUGUCCCCGAGGGCCCUCACAGUGUUCUACAGGAGCACCAUUGAGAGCAUUCUGUCGGGCUGCAUCACAGCCUGGUACGGCAACUCCACCGCCGCGGACCGCAAGACUCUUCAUAGGUUGAUAUGUGCAGCCGAACUCACCAUUGCGUGCACACUGCAUGCUCUACAGAGCACCUAAACUCAGCAAAAAAAGAAACGUCCUCUCACUGUCAACUGUGUUUAUUUUCAGCAAACUUAACAUGUGUAAAUAUUUGUAUGAACAUAAGAUUCAACAACUGAGACAUAAACUGAACAGGUUCCACAGACAUGUGACUAACAGAAAUGGAAUAAUGUGUCCCUGAACAAAGGGGGGGUCAAAAUCAAAAGUAACAGUCAGUAUCUGGUGUGGCCACCAGCUGCAUUAAGUACUGCAAUGUAUCUCCUCCUCAUGGACUGCACCAGACUUGCCAGUUCUUGCUGUGAGAUGUUACCCCACUCUUCCGCCAAUGCACCUGCAAUUGACUGACAUUUCUGGGGGGAAUGACCCUAGCCCUCACCCUCCGAUCCAACAGGUCCCAGACGUGCUCAAUGGGACUGAGAUCCACGCUCUUCGCUGGCCAUGUCAGAACACUGACAUUCCUGUCUUGCAGGAAAUCACGCUCAGAACGAGCAGUAUGGCUGGUGGCAUUGUCAUGCUGGAGGGUCAUGUCAGGAUGAGCCUGCAGGAAGGGUACCACAUGAGGGAGGAGGAUGUCUUCCCUGUAACGCACAGCGUUGAGAUUGCCUGCAAUGACAACAAGCUCAGACCGAUGAUGCUGUGACACACCGCCCCAGACCAUGACGGACCCUCCACCGCCAAAUCGAUCCCGCUCCAGAGUACAGGCCUCGGUGUAAUGCUCAUUCCUUCGACGAUAAACGCAAAUCCGACCAUCACCCCUGGUGAGCCAAAACCGCGACUCGUCAGUGAAGAGCACUUUUUGCCAGUCCUGUCUCGUCCAGCGACGGUGGGUUUGUGCCCAUAGGCGAUGUUGUUGCCGGUGAUGUCUGGUGAGGACCUGGCUUACAACAGACCUACAAGCCCUCAGUCCAGCCUCUCUCAGCCUAUUGCGGACAGUUUGGGCACUGAUGGAGGGAUUGUGCGUUCCUGGUGUAACUCGGGCAGUGGUUGUUGCCAUCCUGUACCUGUCCCGCAGGUGUGAUGUUCGGAUGUACCGAUCCUGUGCAGGUGUUGUUACACGUGGUCUGCCACUGCGAGGACGAUCUGCUGUCCGCCCUAUCUCCCUGUAGUGCUGUCUUAGGCGUCUCACAGUACGGACAUUGCAAUUUAUUGCCCUGGCCACAUUUGCAGUCCUCAUGCCUCCUUGCAGCAUGUCUAAGGCACGUUCACGCAGAUGAGCAGGGACCCUGGACAUCU
Salvelinus fontinalis (brook trout) is the source of this 5525-nucleotide messenger RNA. Its product is annotated as capping protein-inhibiting regulator of actin dynamics-like. Bases 298 to 3336 code for a protein of 1012 amino acids. NCBI's taxonomy places the organism in Eukaryota, Metazoa, Chordata, Actinopteri, Salmoniformes, Salmonidae. The transcript is spliced from 11 exons. The record is from RefSeq and is a predicted model, not a curated record.